GUCCAAAUGCACCGUGUCCAAGUGCACCGCUCCCGUGUCUACACGAGGAAACAGCGCGUCUGUCACCUUGACUUAAUUCCAUGGCCAUUUAUUGGAGAUUGGAGAUUGGCCAUCUUGACUUUCCUUUCUACCGGAGUGUUUACGGACGGCACCAUGAGCUCUCUGAAGCUGCAGAAGAGGCUAGCAGCCUCUGUUAUGCGAUGUGGCAAGAAAAAAGUAUGGUUAGAUCCAAAUGAAAUCAAUGAAAUUGCAAAUACUAAUUCUCGCCAAAAUAUCAGGAAACUUAUUAAGGAUGGUCUGAUUAUCAAGAAACCUGUGGCAGUACAUUCACGAGCACGCGUUCGCAAAAACACUGAAGCCAGACGCAAAGGGCGUCAUUGUGGCUUUGGUAAGAGGAAAGGUACUGCAAAUGCGAGAACACCGCAGAAGGAUUUAUGGAUACAAAGAAUGCGAGUGUUGCGUCGGUUAUUGAAGAAAUACCGCGAGACCAAGAAGAUAGACCGUCAUCUCUAUCAUUCUUUGUACAUGAAGGCGAAGGGUAAUGUCUUCAAAAACAAGAGAGUCCUUAUGGAAUUUAUCCAUAAAAAGAAGGCAGAAAAAGCGCGCGCCGAAAUGUUAUCGGACCAAGCGGAAGCUCGUCGCACGAAAGUCAGAGAGGCGCGCAAACGACGCGCGGAACGUAUUGCUUCAAAGAAGCAAGAGCUUCUGCAGUCGUAUCAGCGCGAGGACGAGGCUGCCGCGGCGCAAAAAAAAUAAGGUGGAGUUUAUUUAAAAUUAUAUAAAUAUAAAAUUAUAUAAAUAUACAAUACAAAAUCUGAA
Odontomachus brunneus is the source of this 819-nucleotide messenger RNA. RefSeq names its product 60S ribosomal protein L19-like (gene RpL19). Gene Ontology annotation, molecular function: structural constituent of ribosome; RNA binding. The coding region runs from base 7 to 756 and encodes 249 amino acids. The record is from RefSeq and is a predicted model, not a curated record. Gene Ontology annotation, cellular component: cytosolic large ribosomal subunit; ribosome. Gene Ontology annotation, biological process: translation. NCBI's taxonomy places the organism in Eukaryota, Metazoa, Arthropoda, Insecta, Hymenoptera, Formicidae. The transcript has 4 exons.